AUGGUAGCCGACGCGUCCGAGCCGAUCUACAGUGAUGUGGAGGACAUUGUCCCCGAUACAGCGGGAUCACAACGUAUCUCGAACGGCUAUGUCCGCAAAAAUCCGCCUUUAUGGGAAAGAAAGAGCGAGCCAUCAAAACCAGCAGUCCCCUGCACCUACUGUAUCUACUCUGCUGUGCCGGCCAUCAAAUCAUGUCUGUUGUGUGAAGCCUCCCUGUGCCUCUUACAUCUCCAGGUCCACAGCAAGUCACCCGAACACGUCUUGACCAUCCCACUCUCCAAUCCGGGAGGGAUAAGAGACUUAAAAUGCUCAACUCACAAGGAGGCCAUGAAGUACUAUUGCUAUGAAGACUCUGCCUGUAUCUGUGUGUCCUGUUGCUUUGCCGGUCAGCACAAGGGUCACCAGGUGGAGUUACUGGAGGUGGCUUCUGGGAAGAAGAAGAAAGAUCUGAGAAACCUCCUGGAGAGACUGAACUCAAGGCAAAAUAGAAUAGACAACAGAGUCCUGAGACUUAAACAGCAGAGAGGAGAGGUGCAGGACAGGACAGCUGUGGUCACGGAAAGGGUUGUUGCCUUGUUUAACGACCUCAGGAGACAACUGGAAGAGCUGGAGAAGAGGCUCCUUUGCGAGAUUUCAGCAGAAGGAGACAGAAUCACUCGCCCGUUCACCCUUCUCAUCAAUCAGCUACAGACCCAGCAAGACGAGCUCUACUGCAGCAUAAUGCAGAUUGAGCAGCUCAUCAACUUAUCAGAUCCAUUGGCAAUCAUGGCCAAAACAAGUGCAGAAUUGGAGCCUAAAGACACAGAAAACUUGAUCUACAACCUGGAGGAGAUUGACGAAGGACUGAUCUCUGUGGCGUUGCACAGAUCUUUUAACGAGAUAAUGCAAACGGUCAAGAUGGCCCAAGGCUCUACAGACCUGCUGCUGGACGUAGAGAGUGCCGCCAACGACGUGUAUCUCUCCGGUGAUAAGAAAACGGUCUCGUGGUCAAAGAUCAAUCAGCGUCGCCCAAAACACCCCACCAGAUUCAAGAGCCUCCAGGUUCUAAGCAAAGGGGCUUUCUCAUUCGGACGACAUUACUGGGAGGUGCAGACCAGCGAGACGGGGGAAUGGAUGAUGGGGGUGUGCUAUCCCAGUAUGGAGCGCAAGGGAACCCUGUCGGUCUUCGGAAGCAACAACAGAUCCUGGUGCUUGAGCUGGAGAGAUAAAAAAAUUUCUGUGGUCCACGAUCAAAAAGUCAAGCAUUUCCUCAAUCUUUUCCCGUGCCAUAGGGUAGGAAUCUACUUAGACUACGAGGCGGGAAGAUUGUCCUUUUACAAACUGGAUGACCCCGUCAGACACUUACAUACUUUUAUGGUCAACUUUACUGAUCCCCUCUUCGCCGCCUUCUCGGUACAGCGUGGCUGGUUGAGAAUCAAGACUUAA
Nanorana parkeri is the source of this 1425-nucleotide messenger RNA. Its product is annotated as E3 ubiquitin/ISG15 ligase TRIM25-like. Bases 1 to 1425 code for a protein of 474 amino acids. The transcript has a single exon. The record is from RefSeq and is a predicted model, not a curated record. NCBI's taxonomy places the organism in Eukaryota, Metazoa, Chordata, Amphibia, Anura, Dicroglossidae. Gene Ontology annotation, molecular function: protein binding; zinc ion binding.